This is a messenger RNA of Saccoglossus kowalevskii, 3869 nucleotides long. RefSeq names its product ceramide glucosyltransferase-like. Gene Ontology annotation, biological process: glucosylceramide biosynthetic process. Gene Ontology annotation, molecular function: ceramide glucosyltransferase activity. Lineage: Eukaryota; Metazoa; Hemichordata; Enteropneusta; Harrimaniidae. The record is from RefSeq and is a predicted model, not a curated record. Gene Ontology annotation, cellular component: membrane.
UGGUUCUAAUCCGUCGUGAGCUGGCUGUGUGAGUAGUCAUUUACGUUACGGGAAGAGGUGUCCUGAACAGCAUCAACACUGAACUUCACCGCGCUGAACUAAACUAUUACCCCCACACGUCAGUGAGGACGGUAGUGCCAAGUCGAUGUCGAAAUAGUUGGUGUGUUUCCACUGCUGUGACCUCUGACCAGUCGUUAACGUACGAUAAUGGUAUCCAAUAUUGUCUUGGCACUCACCGCCUUGGCAGGAUUUUCGUCAAUAACAUAUGCUGCAAUUAUCUUUCUUCAUAUUUUAUCAAUAAUUUACUGUCGAAUACAUUGCAAUAAGAAAAGAGAACCGCCUCCGCCAGAUAAGGCUCCGGGAAUUAGUAUUUUAAAACCUCUAGUUGGUAUUGAUCCAAACUUAGCCGAUAAUUUAGAAUCACAUUUUACUGUUGAUUACCCUAAGUAUGAAUUAUUAUUUUGCAUCAAUGAUGAAUGUGAUCCUGCCAUUAGUAUUGUCAAACCGUUGAUGUCAAAGUAUCCUAAAGUUGAUUGUCAGCUGUUUAUAGGUGGUCAUCCAGUUGGUAUAAACCCCAAGAUAAAUAACAUGAUGCCGGCAUAUCUGGCUUCUAAAUACGAUUUUGUGAUGAUUAGUGAUGCUGGCAUAAGGAUCUCUAAUGAAUCUAUACCAGACUUGGUGUUUCAUAUGAAAGAUAAUGUGGGAAUGGUUCAUCAAAUGCCAAUUACUGUACACAGAAAAGGAUUCGCAGCGCUAGUAGAAAUGGUGUAUUUUGGUUGUGCCCAAGCAAGGGUCUACAUUGGUGGUAACUUACUUGGUUUUUUGGUUCCAACUGGAAUGUGUUGCUUGUUGAGAAAGUCAGUGCUGGAAGACGGUGGUGGAAUUGCACAAUUUGGCAAAUACAUAGCAGAAGAUUACUUUAUAGCAAAAUAUAUGUUAAGCAGAGGAUUCAAAGUUGCGAUUGGGUCUUACUGGAGUUUACAGAACCAUGGAUUCUAUUCCAUUUCCAGUCAUCAGGCUCGUAUGGCCAGAUGGUCUAAACUGCGGCAGGCGAUGCUUCCAACCUUGUAUGUAUUUGAUCCAUUGAUUGAAUGCAUAGCGCUAGGCAUAUUUACUGCAUGGGGUUCAUAUUAUCUCUAUCAUGUCCAUCCUGUGGUUUUCUUUUUAUGUCAUCUAUUGGUGUGGUUUUUAUUAGAUUACAUUCAAAUUCUAGGAGUUUAUAAUGAUAAGCUUCCAUUUGGUAAAUUUGAAUUUGCCAUGGCAUGGAUGACGAGGGAAAUAUUAACCAUAUUUACAUAUCUGCAAUCACUUUGGAGCCCAGACUUCAAGUGGAAAACUGGAACAUACAAACUGAAGUGGGGCGGAGAGGCCAUAAAGGUUAAACAAAAGGAUUACACAGUCUUAAAUCAUUUGGUCUAAAUGCUGAAUUCACUCUUUUUAUAACACAGAGCAAAUCUUUAUUUUUACAACAAUUGUUUUUAACUUUGCACAUUCCUCUUAGGCUCUUGCAUUUUUUUAUUUAAUAAUCUGUGGAUAAAUAGAAUAAUAAUUCCAAUGAAUUAAAUCUACGAGUGGGGCUCUCUCGAAUUGAAUAUAAAACGUCGAGCACAAAAUAAUGAAUUUAAUUAAAUGUGGUUAAAUGUGGUUAAAACAGUAAUCAUAAUAUAUCUUCCAUGCAAUAAACGAUAUAGCAUCCUUUGACAGAAGUUGUCAUGCCAAUUUGUGUUCGAUAUUUACAUGAUUUAAAUUGCUGCUAGCAAGAUUAUUGAGCCUAGAACUCAGAUACCAGAUACAAAUCAUGAUAUAAAAAAAAACAUGCAAAGAUCAAUCAAUGACGUCCAACACUUGUGUAUAAUUCGUGUAGUAUGGCUAUCUAGUAAUUGGCAGGACAUGCCACAUUUUUUAAGACCAUGUGCAUGAAACAGACUGAUAACAAAACUAGGGUAAUCACUGGGAUAAGUAUAUCCCACCAUGUUAUGGCUGAUGAUCAUGAAAUGCAUUCCCUGCACGGAACGCAGUCGUGUAAAUGAAGUCAUUCUAAAAUGGUUUUGUGGUCAUGUUGAAAUAUGGCGCGUUAUUAUUGUAUUUGCUUUAAAGCUUUGUUGAUGUGCUGUAUUGUUCUAAAGCUUGGCAAAUGAAAUCACUCCAUAUGUUACCAGUAUUUACAAGCAUGCAUGCUUUGUCAUUCAUCAACACUAUACAUUGGCUGAAAAUACUUAAUAUAUUCGUGUUGCAGAGUGAUAUUUAAUUGUAUUCAAGAAUUGAGCUGAUUUAUUAGAAUCUUAACACAACUUUACAUUUGUGUUAUUAACUCAUCAACAUUUUGUGAUUGAAAUCAAAUUAUUCUCUCACUUCUGUUACCAUAGUAGCCAUGAUUCUGUACAGGAAUUAUGUAUAUGAGGGUAUUUUAUAAUGAGGUCAUAUGAUUACUUCGCCAUAUGACUGAAUAUUUACCACAUUCAUGAACAUGCAUAGCUUGGUAAGAAUUUAAGAUUUAGUUAAUUGUUUUUUUUUAUAUAUUUCUGUUGGUGGUACUUCUUUAAUAUUUUACUUGAUUUUGAAAUCUUGUUGAAAUGUAAUGCAUUAUAGAUUUUUUGUUUGCACAUGUAUCCUGGCAUUUUUAAGGGUAUUAUUGCCACUCUAUAUCAGCAAUACUUCCCACUACUGUGUUUCACAUAGUGUUCUGUUGUGAUGUCAUAUCUACCACUUUGUCGUGUGGUUGAAUUCAGUAACUGAUAAUUUUUUUUUACAUAAAAAUAAUUUCAACUGAUAAUGAUGCCCCGAAAAUUACCAGGAUGUUUGACCUUUGAGGUGGGGGAGGGGGUCAUGCAUCAAGCAAUACAUUUUUAUCAGUGUAUUAUUGUUAAAUGAUGUCAGAACAUUGACUGAUAUUCAAGAAAAACCAGUUAAGUCUCGUUGAUGUGUGUUUUCAAAGCAAAUUAUAUCGGUAGUUUAUACCACAAAUUUUCAUGAAUUUAUUUGUAGUAACAUUAAGUAUAUACAAUUUGAAACCUAUUAAUCUCAGUUGUAUCAACUUUUAGACCCAAUAAAAAUGAUUUAUUUCUGCCCAGUACACAAUUUUUUUUUUCUGGUUUCUGCCAAGAUAUUGUUUGGAGUCCAUAAAUAUUUUUUUUUUUUUUAAUCUUAUCAAAUCACUUUAAUAAUUUUUUGAAAAAACAGCUUGCUUUUUAAUCAUAUUCAGGGAUUUUAUGUUUUAUUCAUGAAUAAUAACACCAUACACCUAUAUUAUACUGCAAGAGACGCCCUAUUAGGUCUUAAUUUUGCACGGUUAGAUACAGAUAUCACUGAGAAAAUGCAACCAAGUAAAUUAGGCCUUGUACUGGCCAUAGUAGUAUUGUUCAGGUAGGAGAAUUAUCAUUCAUGUCUUAAUUACAGUACCGGGUAGUAAUAUGUUAUUGUCGUAUAAUUGCUUUCAAGCAUUAUUGUCAGUGUUCUUCACUAUGGGGGAUAGUUUUUGAAUAAUGACAUCAAAUGGAGUGUCCUCUAUAACCAUUAAAAUGGUGAGGUCAAAUCAUGGAUUGAUAUUCUCUAACUCCUGUGUGGGUGUAUAACAUUAGGACAUCAGGGUGACCUGUCUGUUCUCAAUCAGUUUUUCACUGUUGGUGGGCUAAUAUGGGUACAUAUGGCUAGUGUGGAGCAAAUUGAUUUUAUUUUGAGUGAGAUAAAUUUAGGUGAAUUGUGGCAAAUGUUUACUAGGAUUUGUUAGAUGAGAAGGUACAGUAACUUUCUUAAAUAAUGUUAACCAUAUUACAUAUCCGAAUACAGUACUGAAAUAUGAUGCAGGAAUGUAAUUGUAGUUUUUACCAGAAUUGAAAACUUGUAUUUCCAUGGUAAAUAAACUACAAUUU